This is a messenger RNA of Salvia hispanica, 918 nucleotides long. RefSeq names its product bidirectional sugar transporter NEC1-like. Gene Ontology annotation, biological process: carbohydrate transport. Gene Ontology annotation, molecular function: sugar transmembrane transporter activity. Gene Ontology annotation, cellular component: membrane. The record is from RefSeq and is a predicted model, not a curated record. Lineage: Eukaryota; Viridiplantae; Streptophyta; Magnoliopsida; Lamiales; Lamiaceae.
UUUAGAAAAAAGUGUUCCAAUAUUGCAUCAUUUGACAAAAUAAAAGAAUAAAAUGGCAUUUUUGAGUGCUGAGAAAUUAGCUAUCAUUUUUGGCCUAUUGGGAAAUAUAAUAUCUUUUCUAGUAUUCUUGGCGCCACUGCCAACAUUUUACAGAAUUUGUAGGAAGAAAUCGUCGGAAGGGUUUCAAUCAAUACCAUAUUCAAUUUCAUUUUUCAGUGCCUCAUUGUUGCUUUACUAUGCUUACCUUAAAACCAAUGCCUAUAUGAUCGUUAGCAUUAAUGGUAUUGGUUGCGUCAUUGAAGCACUAUACAUCUUCCUCUACAUACUAUACGCUCCAAACAAGAUUAAGAUUUUCACAAUGAGAUGGAUUCUACUAUUCAAUGGAGGAGGUUUAGGGGUGAUCAUGCUAGUUUCUCUACUAGCUGUAAAUGGCUCAAAGAGGGUUGCUUUAGUAGGAUGGGUUUGUGCCAUCAUCAAUAUAGCUGUGUUUGCCGCUCCUCUAAGCGUCAUGAGACAAGUCAUUAGAACGAGAAGUGUAGAGUUCAUGCCAUUUGCACUAUCAUUUUUCCUUUCCCUUUGUGCUGCAAGUUGGUUUUGCCAUGGAUUCUUCAUCAGGGACUACUACAUUGCAUUGCCAAAUAUUUUGGGACUUCUAUUAGGAGUUACCCAAAUGAUUUUGUACUUCAUCUACAAGGACAAAAAGAAACUUGUGCAAACAAAUUUUGAGCUCAAGGAGAGUGUCUCAAACUCCGGAAAAGAUAUUGAAAUGAAUAUGAAUUUUGUUGGAAAUGAAAAAAUAGGCGUGGAUACAAAUUGUGACCUUGAGGUGGUCACCAAGAAUAUUCCAACAACAAAUGGGAAAUGAGGAGAUUUUAUGGUGGAUUUAGAUGCAAUAAGAGAUAUACUCGUUUUGGUAUA